AUGAGAAUAAAGAUUCUCUUUUUAAAAAAACCUAAUCUGAUUAAAAAUUAUAAUAAAAUGGAAAAAUUAGACGAAUAUAAUUUAAAAAUGGAUUUUCCAGUUCAAGAACCAAUCAGCCUAGUAAAAUCUGAUGGGAGCUGUCUCAUUACCUCCUUAAACACCUUAGAAAUCGUCCAACAAUACUCCGAAUUGCAGGCGCAUAUUCCUCUUUGCGAAAAAAAUCAUGAAACUGCUGACAUCGAAAUUGAAGACGACUCCCAAACUAUGGACACUGAAACUGAGCAAGAAGACAGCUCAUCCCAACGAAUUAAACCGAUGAAUAUAGACGCUAUAAAGUAUCUUUUGCCUAUGAAAACUCGUCGAGCACAGAGACUAACCUUAGUGCUGGACUUAGAUGAAACAUUGGUUCAUAGCGAAAUUAAGCCAAUCCCAGCAGCAAACCUAAUAGUCAACAUUUUUUUUGACGAAAGACCUUGCUCCAUCUAUGUAAGCUUCCGACCUGGCCUGUUCAGUUUUCUAGAAGCCGUAGCUGAGAAGUUUGAGGUUGUUUUGUUUACAGCAUCCCAUAAAAUCUAUGCAGAACAGGUCUUGAAGUUUAUUGACCCAGAAAUGAAAAUUAUGAAAUACCGAUUCUACAGAGAGAGCUGUGUGGAAACAAAUGGGACUUUCGUAAAAGACCUGAAGGUGCUUGGAAGGGAUUUAAGAGAAGUUAUCAUAGUUGAUAACUCAGUUCAAGCAUUUUCGCUGCAGCCUAAUAAUGGGAUUCCAAUUGUUUCAUGGUAUAAUGAUACCACGGAUAGAGAAUUAUAUAAAACCCUUGAUAUACUUGACGAGCUGCAUGGCACAGCUGAUGUGCGUGAAGUUCUCAGUCUUAAAUUUAAACUUAAUGCAGGUUGGCUUCUACCUAUUGCUAACGCGCAGUUACCAAAGAUCGCCUAGGAGAUUUAAACUCUUUUCAACGUCAGCAGGAAGAACUUCUUUGAGUUAGAUGACUAGUGGGCGAAUAUCGGCUCGAUCACCACCUUUCCUUCUUCUGCAAGGUCUGACACUAUGGCAUCUGUAAAAUAGGGUUAUGUGUCUCAGUCUUCUCCUUGCUUUUUUGUUCCAGUGUUGAGUGGGAAGGCUAUUGACAUCUGGGGCAUGUUGUUGGGUUGAACGAAGAUUUUCUGCAUAAAAAUCCCAAAAAAUGAAAUUUUCGACAAAAAAGGAAAAAUUCAAAGUUUAAUGCUAGGAAGAUGCCCGAAUGGUCUAAAAUUAUCUGUAGACUUGCUGGGCUUUUCCUUUCCAACUCACCUUUUCCUUCGAGAUCCAAUCUUGAAAGCGACUAGGGCUAGGCUCUGUGCAUUACCAGAAUUGCUUACUUAGCAUUGCUAUCCGUUUCUGGGUUGGCAAAAACCAGCGGAUAUAGAUGAAAUGUGCUUGAGGCUGCGUUGCCUGGAGGCAAUGCCCAACCGAGACACCAUUUUAUUUAUGUGAAGUGUUCAGUCAAAAAUACAAAUCAUUCAAUAUGAAUUAA
Messenger RNA from Blepharisma stoltei, 1516 nucleotides. The record is from the annotation of a GenBank genome assembly. NCBI's taxonomy places the organism in Eukaryota, Ciliophora, Heterotrichea, Heterotrichida, Blepharismidae.